CCUCACUUCCAGCUCUACCUCUCUCCCAUCUUCUCUUCCUUCCCAACAUCCCUUCCUUAGGGGACCUCUCGUUUUCGAGUGUCCUCGAAAUUAGCGGCUCUCUCCGCAGCAAUGGGACUGCUUCCACUAUAGUUUCAACCAUUUUGGCUGCAAUUGUGUCGUAAACAAAAACACCUAGGCAUACGCGAGGCUCGACCUGCGAGCUUAGUUGUCCCCAUCAUGGCUACCACUUCGCACAUGUUCAUGUACUCUCUGACCAUCCAGCCUCCCACUGCGGUCAGUCAAGCGAUCUUGGGCCAGUUUGCCGGGACCAAGGAGCAGCAGAUCGUCACGGCCUCCGGGUCGAGGCUGACAAUCCACCGUCCCGAUCCCACCCAGGGCAAGGUCACCCCGUUGUACUCCCAGGAUGUCUUCGGCAUUAUUCGUUCCUUGGCUGCGUUCAGGCUGGCGGGUAGUAACAAAGAUUACAUAAUUAUUGGCUCGGACUCGGGGCGAAUCACCAUCAUCGAGUAUGUCCCCUCGCAGAAUCGGUUUAACCGAAUUCACCUGGAGACUUUUGGCAAGUCGGGUGUGCGCCGGGUCAUUCCUGGCCAAUAUCUGGCAGUGGAUCCCAAGGGCAGAGCUUGCCUGAUUGCUUCGAUAGAGAAGAACAAGCUUGUUUAUGUCUUGAAUCGGAACUCGCAGGCCGAGCUCACGAUUUCAUCCCCUCUUGAAGCACACAAGCCCCAGACCUUGGUCUUUGCAAUUACCGCCCUAGAUAUUGGGUAUGAAAACCCUAUCUUUGCGGCUCUUGAAGUCGAUUACUCCGAAUCUGACCAGGACCCAACCGGCCGGGCUUACGAAGAAGCUGAAAAGCUUCUCGUUUACUACGAGCUCGAUCUUGGUCUCAACCACGUUGUUCGCAAGUGGGCGGACCCUGUCGACCGGACUGCAUCCAUGCUCUUCCAAGUGCCUGGUGGAGCGGAUGGCCCUAGUGGUGUCUUGGUCUGUGGUGAGGAUACUGUGGCGUACCGACACUCGAACCAAGAUGCCUUCAAGGUACCAAUUCCUCGUCGCAAGGGCGCAACAGAGAAUCCAGAACGUAAGCGCCGCAUUACAGCGGGCGUAAUGCAUAAAAUGCGGGGAGCCUUCUUCUUUCUCUUGCAGACGGACGACGGAGAUCUUUUCAAGCUGACCAUCGACAUGGUGGAAGAUGAUAACGGCCAGCUGACUGGGGAAGUCAAGGCACUCAAAAUCAAAUACUUUGAUACAGUCCCACUUGCCUCAGCCUUGUUGAUUCUCAAGAGCGGUUUCCUCUAUGUCGCCAGUGAGGCUGGAAAUCAUCACUUUUACCAGUUUGAAAAGCUUGGUGACGAUGACGAAGAAAUCGAGUUCUGCAGCGAUGCCUUUUCUUCCGAUCCUUCUGUUCCCUGUGAGCCCGUUUUCUUUCAGCCUAGAGGUGCGGAGAACCUGAACCUCGUCGAGACUAUCAACUCCUUGAACCCCUUGAUCGACAGCAAAGUCGCGAACCUUUCAGAGGACGAUGCUCCUCAGAUUUUCACUAUCUCCGGUACGGGUGCCCGGAGCACUUUUAGGACCUUGAAACAUGGGUUGGAAGUCUCGGAGAUUGUUGAAUCUGAGCUCCCAAGCGUUCCUUCCGCGGUGUGGACAACAAAACUUACCCGAGCGGAUGAGUUUGAUGCAUAUAUCGUCUUGUCUUUCGCCAACGGCACUCUUGUUCUUAGUAUCGGGGAAACAGUGGAAGAAGUCACUGAUACUGGUUUCCUUUCGACUGCCCCCACGCUUGCAGUCCAACAACUUGGAGAAGACACCAUGAUUCAGAUUCACCCACGAGGCAUUCGUCAUAUCCUGGAAGAUCGACGAGUAAAUGAGUGGCCUGCGCCGCAGCAUCGUUCAAUCGUGGCGGCUGCAACAAAUGAGCGUCAGGUUGCAGUUGCGCUUAGUUCUGGUGAAAUUGUCUAUUUCGAGAUGGAUGCCGAUGGUUCCCUCGCCGAAUACGAUGAACGGCGGCAAAUGUCCGGCACAGUGACAUGUCUUAGUCUGGGCGAAGUUCCAGAAGGCCGUGUUCGAAGCUCCUUUUUGGCUGUCGGGUGUGAUGACUCCACCGUCCGUAUUUUGAGUUUGGAUCCAGACUCGACAUUGGAGAACAAAUCUGUUCAAGCUUUGACCGCCGCGCCGUCCGCUUUGAACAUUAUGUCAAUGUCUGACUCCAGCUCUGGGGGUACUACGCUCUAUCUCCACAUCGGUCUUCAUUCUGGUGUGUAUCUGCGGACCGUCCUGGAUGAGGUAACUGGUGAACUUUCAGACACUCGCACCCGUUUCUUGGGAUCUAAAGCUGUGAAGCUGUUCCAGGUUUCCGUCAAGGGGCAAACAGCUGUACUUGCUUUAAGCUCCCGGCCUUGGCUCGGUUACUCGGAUAUCCAGACCAAGGGCUUUAUGCUCACGCCUCUGGAUUACGUUGGACUUGAAUGGGGUUGGAACUUUUCAAGCGAGCAGUGCAUCGAGGGCAUGGUCGGUAUUCAGGGCCAGAACCUAAGAAUCUUUUCCAUCGAGAAACUCGAAAACAACAUGCUACAACAGUCGAUUCCCCUCGCAUAUACUCCCCGUCGUUUCCUAAAGCACCCCUCGCAGCCCCUGUUUUACGUGGCUGAGGCCGAUAACAAUGUCCUCUCACCAGCCACUCGAGCCCGGCUGCUGGAUGAUGCUGCCUCCCGUAAUGGUGACACAACUGUGCUCCCACCGGAAGACUUUGGCUACCCUCGCGGUGAUGGCCAUUGGGCUUCAUGCAUUCAGAUUGUCGAUCCAGUCGAUGCAAAGGCGGUGAUUGGAACAGUAGAAUUAGAGGAAAAUGAAUCUGCCGUCAGUAUUGCGGCUGUUCCUUUCACCAGUCAGGAUGAUGAAACAUUCUUAGUCGUUGGCACUGCGAAAGAUUUGACAGUCAAUCCUCCUUCCUCCGCUGGAGGCUACAUCCAUAUCUACCGCUUCCAAGAAGACGGAAGAGAACUCGAAUUCAUUCAUAAAACUAAGGUUGACGAGCCGCCUCUUGCUAUGCUUCCAUUCCAGGGUCGCUUGUUGGCUGGAAUUGGCUCAGUACUUCGCAUAUACGAUCUAGGUAUGAAGCAGUUGCUUCGUAAAUGCCAAGCUGCCGUUGUUCCCAGAACGAUUGUUGGUCUUCAAACCCAGGGCAGCAGAAUCGUGGUCAGUGACGUCCGGGAGAGCGUCACCUACGUCGUAUACAAGUAUCAAGAGAACGUCCUGAUUCCGUUCGUGGAUGAUUCCGUCUCACGUUGGGCUACCUCGACAACGAUGGUGGACUACGAGACAACUGCAGGAGGGGACAAAUUCGGAAAUCUCUGGUUACUCCGGUGUCCUAAGAAAACCUCCGACGAAGCAGACGAGGAUGGAUCAGGAGCUCAUCUUAUCCACGAGCGUGGCUAUCUCCAAGGCACUCCCAAUCGUCUGGAGCUCAUGAUCCAUGUUUACACCCAAGAUAUCCCCACGAGCCUUCAUAAGACGCAACUGGUAGCCGGAGGACGGGACAUUCUCCUGUGGACUGGCUUCCAGGGCACGAUUGGCAUGCUUGUGCCAUUUGUUAGCCGUGAAGAUGUCGACUUCUUCCAAAGUCUGGAAAUGCAGUUGGCCUCGCAAUGCCCUCCUCUUGCGGGCCGAGACCAUCUCAUCUACCGAAGCUACUAUGCACCCGUGAAGGGUGUUAUUGAUGGAGACCUAUGCGAAAUGUAUUUCCUUCUGCCUAAUGACACGAAGAUGAUGAUUGCUGCGGAACUUGAUCGCUCAGUCCGUGAAAUUGAGCGAAAGAUUUCUGAUAUGCGGACAAGAGUGGCGUAUUGAUUGGGCUUUUGGGCGUCCGGUACGGUAUACAAGGGCUUUAAUUCCCCAUAAUGUUGAUCUUGACUAGACUAGGUACCGAAUUAAUUGUGUACACUCCUGAG
Molecule: messenger RNA, 3950 nt
Organism: Aspergillus ochraceoroseus IBT 24754
Lineage: Eukaryota; Fungi; Ascomycota; Eurotiomycetes; Eurotiales; Aspergillaceae
Product: DDB1/RSE1 family protein
Exons: 4
Coding region: 220-3849 (1209 amino acids)
Biological process (GO): mRNA splicing, via spliceosome
Cellular component (GO): nucleus; U2 snRNP
Molecular function (GO): protein binding; U2 snRNA binding
Source: RefSeq, a predicted model, not a curated record